GCAGCGGGCGGCCCGGCGGCGCUGGCCCGUGGACCCCGCACCUCUGAGGACUGACAGUAAGUGUGGACGUCUGUGCAAGUGUGAGAGCAUCAUGGUGGCCUUCAAAGGAGUCUGGACUCAGCCCUUCUGGAAAGCUGUCUCAGCAGAGUUUUUGGCCAUGCUAAUUUUUGUCCUCCUCAGUCUUGGCUCUACAAUCAACUGGGGUGGAUCUGAGAAGCCCCUGCCUGUCGACAUGGUCCUUAUCUCCCUCUGCUUUGGGCUCAGCAUUGCGACCAUGGUGCAGUGCUUCGGACACAUCAGUGGAGGCCACAUCAACCCUGCAGUGACUGUAGCGAUGGUCUGCACAAGGAAGAUCAGCCUUGCCAAGUCAGUCUUCUACAUUUUGGCCCAGUGCCUGGGGGCCAUCGUGGGAGCAGGCAUCCUCUACCUUGUCACACCACCCGGUGUGGUGGGUGGCCUGGGAGUCACAAUGGUACAUGGAGAUCUUUCCGCUGGCCAUGGACUCCUGGUGGAGCUGAUAAUUACAUUCCAGCUGGUUUUUACUAUUUUUGCUAGCUGUGAUUCAAAACGAAGUGAUGUCACUGGUUCGGUAGCUUUAGCAAUUGGAUUAUCUGUUGCUAUUGGACAUUUAUUUGCUAUCAAUUACACUGGCGCUAGUAUGAACCCUGCUCGAUCAUUUGGACCCGCUGUCAUCAUGGGGAAAUGGGAAAACCAAUGGGUGUAUUGGGUAGGACCAAUAAUCGGAGCAGUCCUUGCUGGUGCUCUUUAUGAAUAUGUCUAUUGCCCAGAUGUUGAACUCAAGCGCCGUUUUAAAGAUGUCUUCGGCAAGGCCACCCAGCCAUCCAAAGGGAAAUACAUGGAGGUGGAUGAUAACAGGAGCCAUGUAGAGACCGAUGACCUGAUCCUGAAGCCUGGGGUUGUUCAUGUGAUUGAUAUUGACAGGGGUGAAGACAAGAAAGGGAGAGAUCCAUCCAGUGAGGUACUGUCUUCUGUAUGACUAGCAAGGAGCACUGAAAACAGAGAGCGGCCUGCUAGCACAUCCUCAGAUGUCCUUCCACCUGUAAAAGAAACAGAUCUUCUAUAAACCGAGCAUCUAUUAUUUCAUAGUGCAGGCAGCAGCAUUGCAGGGGCAUCACCAAACUGUGAUCUGAUCACAAGGAACACUAGAAUUUUGCCAGAAUUAGGAUUCCCCACACAUUAUUCCAAAUUAAGAGAURUCCCUGUUCUUUUCCUCUCCUUCUUUAUGGAACAUCUCCAAAGUCAGAAAAAGAAAAAAUCUCCUUUAAUUAGUCCUAAGGAGAUGAAGACAGAGAUGUUUAACAUCCAGAUUGACAGUUAAGACAUAUCAGGAAAUGCCUAUAGACAUAAAGACCUACUUAUCAGAUUGUUCUUCUGACACUUAAUUGGCCGUUGUCAACUCUAAUUAAAGCAUCUUUCCUGUUAAAACUUCUUUGCUAGGUCCAGGGACAACAUCAAUGGUAUUUAAGACUUUUACCCAAAGUCAAGCAAAGAAAUGUUGCUUCCAUCUAUAUACAUCAUUAAUGUCAUGAAAACUACCUCUGAAAAAAAUAAUUUAUAGACUUUAAAAAUCUAUUAGUCCAUCAAAUCUCACUCAUUUGGUUUUCAGUAUACAUACACCACUUUGAUACCUUCCCAGAAGUAAAUACAUUGAAAUCAAAAAUUAAAUCCUCUGUAAUAAGGCUGCAAAGCACUUGACUGUUCUUCAUACUAGCUUGUGUCACUGUCUUUCUGGUGAAACAUUCUCCUGAGGUUUGACUAUUGACUAUUUAGUGCUAGCAGACUCUCAAGGUCAUGCAAAGAAUAUGAAGGCUCUCCUGUUACUUAAUAACUCAAGAGAUAUCAAAAGAAAAGAAGGCAUAUCUGUUUUCAGUGCACUUGUUCAAAUACACACUUCUGUGCCAAUUUAUAUAAACUAAAGGUUUAAUUACUUAUCUACUUUCUUACAAGAUGGUUGGAGAUAUGAUUUUUUUUAAUUUAUUAAUAAUGUAGAAGGUUUUUUAACUUCUGUUAACUGUAUUGAAACACUGAUUAGGAAAUAUUUUUGUAACAGAUGAUAGAAAUGACAGCUUCUGGCUUUUUGUUGUAAUUGAUCUCUAGUUGAACAGGAUCUGUGCUUGUUUCAUUAUUGCUAUAGUCUUAAUUACAUCUCUGGCAAAGCUUUUUUCUUCUAUAAGUAAGAAAUACAAGCACUUGGUAUGGUUUUUUUUUUUUUUUUUUUUUUUUAGGGUGAAAGGGAAUAAAAUAUGUUUCUCUUCUAGAAGCAUUUCACUAGACAUAACCAAUCCAAAAAAGCAUUUCUAUAAAGCUAUUGCUGACUUUAUUACAGGCUUUUGUUUCCGUCAUUUGCUUUGAGUUUUACAGUAUGCACCUGCAGAGCAGUUAAAAGCCUCAUUAUUACUGUAAUUGUAUAGAUUUUAUUUUAAAAUGAAAACUUCUUCCUGUCUUCUUGGCAAGAAGGGGGAGAAAAAAGCAUUGGGUCUGGCAAUGGCCUGUAACAAACUUGCCUGCUCUUUGACAUUUCUCCACAUUCAAUCUGUAAUACAGGGAAUUAGAUGUUUCUAAUGAGGAGSUAAAGCACUGCUUAACUUAAAUCUGUGCGCUAUGAUCUAAGGCCAACAUUGCUAUCCAAUCUAGUCAUAGCAUAUCYUGUUAUGUUCAUUUUUCUGGUCUCCCUUUUCUUGCUUUGAAAGCACUGUUAGAGAGUUAUACACGAGCUCUGUGGGUUGAGCGUGAGCUUCAUGACUGCCAGGCGCGUCCAAUUUGSCCGUGAUUUCCUUCUUGCUCCCCGCAGCUCUGGCUCUAGUGGCCAAGCACAGCAUGCGGCAGGUGUGGGCACAGGACAAGGCUUCCUUAAGAGGUCACAUAGUGUGGGUCACAUGGAAGUGUGGGAAUGCACUUCCCUAAGUUACUCCACAGCACGCUGCCUCUGGGGAUAUGAGUCUGAACUUCCSAGAGCAACACAUCAUACCAUCCAUCUCCUCCAGCACAUGAGCCAUCCCACCAGUAUCAUCUCACACUUGCUGAGACAUCGCAGUAGUGUCUACUCRUAUUUUCUGAUAAGAUAGCUGAAUAUUUUUCUUCAGCUUUUACACCUGACACAGUGACAGCAUCGGUAGGCCGUGAGCAUGGUAGAGGCGAGGCUUUCAAGGCACUGCUUCAAACAGCACUUAAGAAGUGCUUCCUAGAGCAUGGAGCAAGUAUUCUCUGGGAAGGGCAACAAAAUGUGGUUUUUAGAUCACCUAUUUGGCUCUUGGAUGCAUAAAUUUCAGACUAAAUACAUUCAACAAGGAAGUAUAAAAUUUAAGUUUUCAUUCUUUUCCAUUAGGCGUUUGUUCUAACUUUUCUUUCUUUCAAAUGCUGCAUUUGUUAAAGGGACAACUUGAUAAACCUUUUGCAUGGCUUCAGUGGACAAAGUAGAGAGUAAUGCAUGUAACUCUGGUGGUUUGUUAAGAAGUUUUGCAUUUUGCUGUUUAAAAACACUCUGCAGAAGCUCAUAAAAUGUGAAUUUUGCAUGACAUUGUUUAAAUAAGAAGUUGUGACUUGUUUUAUGCUUAAGGUCCUUUUACACAAAUAGUGUGAACAAGUAGCUUGAUGCUACUGCUGAGGUGAGCAUAAUGCUAGUAUAAUAUUAGCCAAGUGAAGAGACUCUUUUCUCUUUCUUCUUCACUAAUGAAUUGUGGCAAACUCUCAGAACCAGACCUAGGAGAACUCCUCACAGAAGGAGUAUUAGAGAUAAGGUACAGGCUCCUGAGCAAAGAUCAGGGGAAAGAAGGGAAGCCAAAAUAAACAGGACAUUAGUCAGUAAAGGAUGUUCUCUCUUGGCAUAAGCAGGAAGGUAAGAUAUGGUAGGUCUACUCCUGCUCCCACUGAGGAGGACUCAUGGAGAAGUUUCUUGAUCCUGGGCUACUUCAGGACCUGAUGGCUCCUCUCAUAGAUUUCACUGUGGUUUCUGAAAAAAAUGGAGCCUUUGGGUGAGAUGCUUAGUUUUAGAAGGAGAUGCAUUCAACUUGAGUUUUAUGACCCACCCUAAAGUAAAUUCUUAGUUGUAAUUGUCAUCACUGUAAGAAGUUCUACCCCACCACAAGAGAUCACCAUUAAUGGAAGCAAAUACCACACUUCAGCAUGCCUCAGGUCUUGAUUCAGCUUUAACCUGCAGGGCUACAUUGUUGUCUAAGUAGUUUUGCAGUGGCAUUGUCAACAUGAAAUUACAUUUAAUUAAAUAAUCGACCACUGUGACCUUCUUCAUGGCCUGCAAGUACUCUUGCCUUAAUAUGAUUUUAAAACAUAUGCUAUAAUACUGUUUGAGAUGAUAGAUUUAUGUUAAAAGGCCUUCAGCUAGUGCCGCAACUUGAUGUCCUCCAAAAGUGUUCGUUGAUUAAGGUGGGAAAUGGUAACUGUCUUUGGUUUAUGAUGGACAUCAUAGUAAGCAUGCCAGGCAUGUUGUUGUSAUAAUUCUCUGGUCCUAAAAUAUGAAAGAUGGAUGAGCCCCUUUUUCCUCCAUGAAGUCAAGACUGUUUCCAACAUUAUUUUUACAUUCUAACAAAUGAAUGCAGAAUUACGAUAUCUCAGAUGCUGUAAGAAUCUUGUUUUUUCCCCUCCUGAGAAUUGAAUUCCCCUCCUGAGUAGUUAGAAUUUGGCUGAUAAACCCCAUAUAGUCCACACAACCUCAAAAGAAUUUAUGUACCUCAGUGUAACCCACCUUUAAAUUCCUUCCUUUCUCUUCUGAAGUUGGGUAAUUAACUAAGAUUCCUAUGGCAUCUGAGAUACUGUAGUCCUUCUCCUUUAAAGUACUARGAGCUGUAUCUUUCAUUCAUUCUGUGGAAGCAGGAGCAAGACACUGCAUAGCACAUACAGGGCUUAGGUUUCUCACCUGUGUUAGUACAUGAGCUUUUAGAAACAAGUUUUAUACCUGACUAUUAAUAGUUAAGCACAAUAKCUGCUUAAAAGGCUAGAUGGCCUUCAAAUAAGACUUCUGUCUUUCUAGUAACUGGUUAUAGAGCAGUUACUGUUGUGCUCUGCAGCGUUUUGUCUGUAGCCUAUGCUAGCCCAUAUUAACAAAAUGUUAUACUUCAUCCAAUAUUCAUAAUCUAAAUAAAAUAUAUGGGAAUUUACAUUGUGAGACUGUCUUUCCAAGGCGAGAGAAGGAAACAUCAGACUUUUUCUUUUUGUAUCUCAAACCUGUGUGUCUCUGAGUUUCUUGAGGACUUAUCAAACAGACAUGACGCAAAUGUAAACCAAAAUAUUUGUUACCUAYUUCUAUGACCUAAGCCAGAGUCA
Messenger RNA from Nothoprocta perdicaria, 5298 nucleotides. RefSeq names its product aquaporin 4 (gene AQP4). Gene Ontology annotation, molecular function: water channel activity. The record is from RefSeq and is a predicted model, not a curated record. The transcript is spliced from 5 exons. Gene Ontology annotation, cellular component: plasma membrane; basolateral plasma membrane. Lineage: Eukaryota; Metazoa; Chordata; Aves; Tinamiformes; Tinamidae. The coding region runs from base 92 to 997 and encodes 301 amino acids. Gene Ontology annotation, biological process: transmembrane transport.